AGCGGGGCAGGCGGCGGAGCGCCGCAGCAUGCGGGGCGCGCAGGGCUCCUCUGCGGGUGGGCUGCUCUGCUGCCGCCGCCGCUCCUUUUUUUUUUUUUUUUUUUUUUUUCCUUGGGGGGGGGGGUUUUUUUUUUUUUUUUUUUUUUUUUCUCUCUUCACCAACUUCCUUCCUGCUCCAACUGCCAAAGCUCGAGGCUGAGCGCUGACAGCAGAGGAGGACCCCGGCCGCAGGCGCCGCUCCGCCGACCAAGUGACCAUGACUGAGAAGACACAAGAACCUCACGUGGAGGAUGAUGAUGAUGAGCUGGAUGGGAAACUCAAUUACAAACCUCCUCCCCAGAAAACACUGCAGGAGCUUCAAGAGUUGGACAAGGAUGAUGAAAGCCUCGCUAAGUACAAGAAGUCCCUGCUGGGAGAUGGACCUGUGGUAGUAGACCCAACAGCUCCCAACGUGGUGGUCACCCGGCUCACUCUGGUGUGUGACUCUGCUCCAGGACCCAUCACCAUGGACCUUACAGGUGACCUCGAAGCACUCAAGAAAGAGACCUUCGUAUUAAAGGAAGGGGUGGAAUACAGAGUUAAGAUCCACUUCAGAGUAAACAGGGACAUUGUGUCGGGACUGAAAUAUGUGCAGCACACCUACCGGACAGGGGUGAAGGUGGACAAAGCCACGUUCAUGGUUGGCAGCUAUGGGCCACGGCCAGAGGAGUACGAGUUCCUGACGCCUGUUGAAGAGGCUCCUAAGGGUAUGCUGGCUCGAGGCACCUAUCACAACAAAUCCUUCUUCACGGAUGAUGACAAGCACGACCAUCUCACCUGGGAGUGGAACCUGUCCAUCAAGAAGGAAUGGACAGAAUGAGUUCACCCAGUUUGCCUUCCCCCUUCCCAUCCCCCUGCCUCCUGCACCAGUCUCCAGGCCUUUGCUGCUUCUUCUGACACACUGAAAACAACCCAGCAGUUCUCACCACCACCCCGUCAUGACACCAUAAUGGGUUAAAUUGGGAAGCAUCUCCCUCCCUCUCCCCCAGUACUUCCUCCUGUUGUCCCCAUCUCUCCCAUACCAACUCCAGUCCUGGAAGUGCCUUUUAGAGGAAACAAGAUCACCUGGCAGGGGUGGACUGGUCCCUGGAAAAUCCCUAUCUUGAGUUACACUUGCCAUGUGCUCUGACUCAUUGUAAAGGGUUACUUACCUCCCGUGAUGGUCUCCUGGUCUGUAUCUGGUGCCCUACCCUGUUAAAAUCCAUCCUUGUGCAGGCAAAGCCAGUCAGGGGGAAUGCAGCUAGAUGCCGUAACACGACUCCAGUGUCUGAGAAUAAAACCAGUUCUUUCUUC
This is a messenger RNA of Pyrgilauda ruficollis (rufous-necked snowfinch), 1332 nucleotides long. It is a transcript of the gene ARHGDIB, whose product is annotated as Rho GDP dissociation inhibitor beta. Gene Ontology annotation, cellular component: cytosol; cytoplasm; membrane. The coding region runs from base 257 to 859 and encodes 200 amino acids. The record is from RefSeq and is a predicted model, not a curated record. Gene Ontology annotation, molecular function: Rho GDP-dissociation inhibitor activity; protein binding. The transcript has 6 exons. Lineage: Eukaryota; Metazoa; Chordata; Aves; Passeriformes; Passeridae. Gene Ontology annotation, biological process: Rho protein signal transduction.